CUUUACCUAUUGGCAAAACCAGUAUCAUUUGAGGCACUGCAGUCACAAGUUGUACAAAAACAGCAUUUUAAGUAUUUGUAAGCAGAUGAACUGAGGACAGUGUCACAACAGCGUUCUGCAUGUGCACUCAAUAUGGCGCGCGCUAAAGAUAAAACUCAAGGUUGCAAGAGCGUCAAAAGAGCAUCUGAAAAGAAGGUAAAGCUUUCCAGCAAACCCGGGGGAUGCGGACUUUCUGCUCGGAAGCACGUAGACGGUCGAGUGAACAUUGGAGUGGCACGUGAAAGUUGGCGUCAACUGAAAAAAGCCAAGGGUUGGAAAUCUGAUGCAGAGAUGGCUCUGAAUCUGCUGGACGUAAUGAAGAGGUCGUCCUCCACUUCAGCCUUCCCUGGCACCAGUGAUAAAGACAUUAAAUACUCCCAAUCUGUACUGCAGACACUGAUCGAGCAGGAGGUUCAAACUUUAGUGAAAAGGAGGGAAAACAAGCUGCAGGGUUUAAUUGGUACUAUUCAACAGCUGGACCGCGAGGUCGACUAUGAAAGCUCCAUGCAAAAACUGGAGACUCAAAUUAACACGAUAACCAAGAGAGCAGAAGCAGCUAUUGCCCAAAUCACAAAGACACACAGAAAGCCAUCAGACGUUUCCAAGAUCAGCAGGGAAGACUCUGAGGAUGAAACCACCGAGACCGUGUCUCAGGUUUAUUUUUCAGUUGACAAAAAGAGCAUGGACAGGAGCAGAGACCUCUUCAGAAUGAUGGAAACCACAAAAAAGUCACUUAAGAAGAUGCAUGCUGAUAAUGAGGUUUUGAAGGCUGCCGUAGCAGAUUUAAGUCAGGAGACUCCGCCUGCGGUACAAAGCCAUCAUGGCUCUGUUGGCUAUGAGGGACUCAACAAGUUUAUAAAGAAAGAGCCAGAAGACGAGCAGGAACAAAUGGACAUUGUUGAGGAGUCCAAGCAGCAUGAGGAACCAAAGGCUGCAAAGGUGAAAGCAGAAUGUCUCUCACCUUGCAAAAGCAAAACAGUAACACCCAUGCACACAGACUCAGAGCAGCAACGGCCCCUGUAUCCUCCUCUCCCUGCCCACACCUUCCCCUCCACCCUGAACAUGGAAGCGGCCUCAUACAACAUCCCCCAGAAACUACAAGUACGUCUGGCUCUCAUCAGGAAACCUGCCAGCCUCUCUGUGCAGUGGAAGGUAGAGGAGGAAGACCCCUCUGCACCGCCCAUGGAUAGUUACAGCAUAUUCGUUUGUAUGGAGAAGCAAAAGGGCAGCGGCGUCUUUCGAGACUGGACCACCCUCGGUGAGGUAGAGGCCAAACCUCUGCCCAUGUGCGUGAUGGUCAGCAAGUACAAGCCCGGGCACAAGAUGUGUGUCGCUGUGAUAGGAAAAGACAAGUUUGGCCGAUAUGGACCCUACAGUGAAGUUGAAACCAAAUCCAUACCGGACUAGUUGGGAGCAGGAUAAGGGGUCAAAGGACAGAUGAUAGAUGAGGAUUCAUCAAGUGGGAUUUACCAAGUUUUCUCAUGAAGUAACAAUUCCUGGUGCUUUGAGGUUGAUACAUCGGGACUGUGUGGUUGUUUUUGGAUGUCCCCUUGUGUAUGUUUACAAUGUAUUUCUGUCAGGUUACUUGGCUGAAGCAGCGCCUGUUUAAGAAGUCUGCAGUGCGCAAUAACCAGGAUAAGGUGUAUAUAUGCAACAGUGUCCCAGAGUCCUCUGGGCAUUAUUUCUAUAUCAUUACCGAUAUUGUGAUAUGAGACUUGAUCGCGUCUUAUAUAGCCAUGUUUAAGGCAAUUCUUUCUUUUGGUUGUCUGCCACUAAUGCAGACGGCUACUAAUCCAUAAAGAAACAGACAACCAUUAGUUGUCACAUUAAUAUGACAAAGUCAGAGUUCACGCAGUGUUAGUAAUCUAUAACAAAAUGAUCAUUUUUUAAAUUAGAUAAUAAAGUUGACAAUGUUUUUA
This is a messenger RNA of Plectropomus leopardus (leopard coralgrouper), 1958 nucleotides long. Lineage: Eukaryota; Metazoa; Chordata; Actinopteri; Perciformes; Serranidae. The record is from RefSeq and is a predicted model, not a curated record.